AUGGAGGACGAGCUGAGGCUGCGCAAAAAGCGGGCAAUUGUGGAGGAGGGAGAUAGGGACGAGGAACAACUUGACAACACGCCGAAGUAUGCUGAUGCGGCAACAAUGGCACAGCGCCGCAUUGUGCGUGUGCGACGCGACCCGCCGUCGAGUGCUGCGGCACCGUCACUGGCCGGUGCGUUUAAGGCGGUGACCGGCAUCACGCCCACAGGCGCUCCGACCCUUGCCACGAAGUUCGGACUCGGCAGCGAUAGCAACACCACCAACAGCGACACCGGCGGUGGCGGCACCAGUAGUAGCGCUAUCACCACUGCAGCUGCUCCCUCCUUUUCGUCAGGAUUUAAUUCGGCUCUAACUGGCUCCACCGCACCCGUGAAGUUCUCUUUUGGAAUCAAUAAUAAUGAAAAGAAGAACGAUACCGAGACUAAAAAGGAGGAGAAUGACAGUAACGACAACAACGAGAGCAGUAUCGGCGGUGCGAAGACGUCUCUAUUCGGAGGGGCAUUUAACUUCGCUGGUGUGGUGAAUUCCUUCGCGGAGGCUAAGGAGCGGAUGGCAAAGGCCGAAGACGGCGUGCAGGAGACAUCAACACCACCAGAGUCGAACACCACCACCACCACUGCCACCAGCGACGCGUUCGCAAAUGCGGCCCCUCUCAUUCCCUCCACGGGCACUGUGCUCGCGUCUGCGCCGGCCAAGCUGUUUGUCUUCAAGCUGGAGACAAAGACCUGGGUAGAGUGUGGUGCCGGCGACGCGAGGGUAAAACAGCACGUGUCCCCGAAUGCCAACGACAAAGCAACGAAGAAUGCCUACCGACUGAUUCUUCGUGAUGGUUACGAUCUUAAUGCAGUGCUGUGCGCCAACUUUCAUGUCACCAAGGCUGAGGACACACACCUGAUCUUUGCGAUGCCGGUCGGCGACAAGGUUUCGACAUACUUACUGAAAUACACUGGCCCGCAGGCUGCGGCACGGGGCGCCGAGUUCACUAAGACACUGAAAGAGACACUAAAGUUGGCCCAAGAUGAUUCUCCGUAA
Messenger RNA from Trypanosoma grayi, 1035 nucleotides. RefSeq lists its product as hypothetical. The record is from RefSeq and is a predicted model, not a curated record. NCBI's taxonomy places the organism in Eukaryota, Euglenozoa, Kinetoplastea, Trypanosomatida, Trypanosomatidae. The transcript has a single exon. Gene Ontology annotation, cellular component: nuclear pore. Gene Ontology annotation, biological process: intracellular transport. Bases 1 to 1035 code for a protein of 344 amino acids.